This is a messenger RNA of Phaedon cochleariae (mustard beetle), 621 nucleotides long. The record is from the annotation of a GenBank genome assembly. NCBI's taxonomy places the organism in Eukaryota, Metazoa, Arthropoda, Insecta, Coleoptera, Chrysomelidae.
AUGGCAGUUAAUGGAGGUUGGUCGUCCUGGUCGACUUGGCAGGACUGCAGAUGUCCUGGAGCGAAUUUAUCAGCAGGAAAAAUGAGUACCAGGACCUGCACCAAUCCACCUCCUAGCAAUGGCGGCCAAACCUGCCAAGGAACCAGCAUCAAGAGGACCAAGGACUGCAUUCCUUGUCCCCAAGUCGAACCAGCGAAAUGGUCUUCCUGGUCGGAAUGGUCAGAAUGCAACCAGGAAUGCAACAAGAUCAGGAAGAGGCAGUGCCUCCCUGGCAGCGACAGCGGCAGGAAAACCUGCUCAGGAAAGGACACUCAGAGCCUCAAGUGCAGCUCAGAGCAGUGCAGUGCCUCCAAGUCUGGAGACAUGGAAACGAUUGUAGCGCGAAAACAUAAAGGACACGCGACCUUUUUAAUAUUCCCUGCGACCUCCUUCCGCAAGAUUUGUUAUUUUCCAAGACGUUAUGAAAACAUCUUCGGCCUCAGAAAUCUGUCGCUGCUCGAGAUGACUGAGGCGACAUCGUUGGUAAACGGUUUCUUCCGAGAUGACACGUGUUGGAUCGUUGUCACAAUAUUUGCUUUGCGGUAUCUGCACGGGUGUCGAGAUUCUCUUUGGAGUUUAUGA